CAAUAAACAAAUUUUAUAAUUUAACCAAACAUCAAACGCCGAAGUAUUUUGAAAGAGGUUUGGGUAUUUUUCAUGCUGGGUUAUUGCUGAUAUACUAGCUUCAAACAAAAUGUAAUGCAUUAAAUCUUGACUCUCUGUGGCUGGCAGUGAAGGUCAUGCAAACAUGUCAUCAUUAAUGGGAGACCAACUUAUUCUUGAAGAAGACUAUGAUGAGAAUUACCAACCAAAUGAAGACGAAAUCAGGGAGUAUGCAUCCGUGAUUGGCAUUAACCCUGAUGAGGAUCCAGAAUUGAUGUGGAUUGCCCGUGAGGGCAUCAUUGCACCUUUACCGGAAGAUUGGAAACCAUGUCAGGACACAAAUGGGGACAUCUACUAUUUCAACUUCACCACUGGUGACAGUGUGUGGGACCACCCUUGUGACGAAUUCUACCGGACCAUGGUCAUAGAGGAACGAGAAAAGCUGGCAUUGUCAGGAAAACAUGUUGGUGGUAAAAAAGAUGGUAAGAAGAAAAAGGAUAAAAAAGACAAAAAAGCAGGCAAAAAGGAAACUAAUGAGAAGAAAGGGGGACUCCCAGCGUCUUCACUUGCACCUCUGAAGAAGGACAUGGUGUUAGGAUCCAGCAUUGGUUCGCUUGGUAGUACAGCUGCCGGUACAGGCAAACUAGGCGCUUUGGGUUCAGUAAAGGACCCAAUGAAGAGCACAUUAGGCUCUACAUUUGGGAGUGAUCUAGGCCAGUCGACUGAUGCUUCUAGGUUUCUGAAAAGCAAGAAUGGUUCUCUGGAUCAGAAGAAGCCGUUGUUACAAGGUGGUCGGGAGGAGAAAAUCCAGAUGAUGCCAGAUUUUUCUGAUGAGUCCCAGGAAUCAGCAACACCACGUUUGAACCUUGACCUUGAUUUAAAGGACAUCAAUGAUCUAAGCUAUGAGGAAUCUGAAUCAGAAUUGAAGAUGAUCAAAAGCACAGGAAUGUCAGAAAGUGAAGACGACGAUGAUGAUGUUAAUGUGGAUUUUGGAAUUGAUGUUGGAAUAUCAAAGAGACUUGGAUUGAUGGAUGUGGCUGAUCUUGAACCAAUUGCAGACACACCAACUCCAAGGGAAGAGAUAAAUCAACUUGAUAAAUGGAUGAAGAAACCAACAGGAGGAAAAAGUGAUGAGAUCGCUGCCAAAGAAGAAGAGAAGAAGAGGAAGGAAGAAAAAGAGAAAGAAGAAAUGGAAAGAAAACAAAAAGCUGAUCUUCAAGCUAGUGCAGCCCUUAAGAGAAUGGAGAUGCAGGGUGAUCUUCAUGAAGAGGAAAAGAAAUUGCGGCAACAACAUGAGCAAGAGAUUAAAGAGAUGAAGGAACGUCUACAGAGUGAACUAGAGGAUGUCAAGCUCGAGUUGCUAGAUGACAAGGAAGAAAAGCUGAAACAGCUGAAGGAGAAGAUUGAUAAAGAGGUUGAAGAAGAGGAGAAGAAGAUGACAAAAGAAAAAGACCAAACAAUAAAAGAAUUACGGAGUCAGGUAAAGGAAGAAGCAGAGGAUGAAGAAGCAAGGUUAAUGGAAGGAAAAAGUGAUAACAUGAGGAAGAUGAGGGAGAAUAUUAGGAAGGAAGAAGAAGAUGAAGAAGAGAGGUUGAGGAAUGAAAUGAAAAAUAAAAUUGAUAUAGUCAAGAAAGAACUUAAAGAUGUAAAGGAAUGUGAGGAUGAGAAAUUAAAUGAAGAAAAGAAGAAAGUUGCAGAAAAGAUUGAAAAUGAAGUGAGAUUAUAUAAAGAAGAGCAACAGAAGAAGUUGGAAGAAAAAAAUGAAGAGGAAAUUAAACAGAUGGAAGGCAAGUUUGAAAGUGAUCUGCAAUCAGCUUUGAAAGACAUUGCACAAGAUUAUGAAAAAGAAAUGGAAGUGAAGAAGAAAGAAGCAACUGACAAGCAUCAGCGGGAGCUUGAUGACCUGCUUGCUAAACUACAAGAUGCACAAGAAGAAGAGAUGAGGAGCACCGAGGAUAAACUACGAGCAACCAGAGAAAAGCAAGCUGCUGUGUCUGGAAUGGAGGAUGGGCUGGAGAAUGUGCUGAAGGAAAGGAAACAUCAAGUCAAAGAAGAUCAAAGAAAACAGUUGGAUAGUUUAAGGAAAGAACAUGAAAAAAACCUGAAGGAUAUCCAGGAGGAAUAUAGGAAAAUGGAAGAGAAAGAAAGAGGUUUAGUAAAUUCCAAACUUGAGAGUGAAAAAUCAAAACUUGCAAAGGAUCAUGAGAAGGAACUAAAUGCAUUGCAAAGGGAGUUUGAGGAGAGAAAGGAAGAGCUUCAUAGAAAGCAUGAAGAUGAGGAGAGCGCCCUCAAGGAGACCAGUGAAUCAUUGGAUGAUACAAAGCAUAAGCUGGAGAAGCUGGCCAAGCAGAUCGAAAAGGAGGAAAAUGAUCUUAAGAGGAGGAGGGCUAAAUUUGAAGAUGAUCAGAUGAAAUUUGAAGGAGAAAAAGAUGAAGCAUUUGCAAACCAGGCAGCAUCCCUGACCUCUAGGGAGCUGGAGGAAUUACGAGUGCUACUUAAACAGAUUCAGGAUGAAAUAAAACAUGAGAGAAAUCAGCUAAAACUGCUGAGGCAAGAGAGAGAACACCUUGAGUCAGAUAUAAAAAGAAUGAAACAAGAAAAACAAGAAUUGAGUAGAAGACCUAAUAUACGGCAAAGUGAGCCAUCGUUACAUCAUGACCAUUUGCCAGUGAAUGGAGAUGCAAGUCCCGAAGAGGUUUCUCCUGGCAACAUGGUACCGACAACACCAAGUGCGGAUGUGAUGGAUAUGAAGGAACUUUUAACACCAUCACCAUCCAAGCAUCGAAGGGAAAUGGUUCACCCAAGAGACUUUUCACGACCUUUAUUAGAAAAUGAUGUUGAUGACUUUGAAGUGAAUUCCAGGGAGUCGUUAAGCAAUGCAGGGCAUCAAAGAGAGCGGGCAAACUCAGGUGUACACAGGUCACGUCAGGAUAGUGGUAGAAGUUACCAUUCAGGGAGCUUCUGGACUGAAAAUAUAAGACCUGCUUUGGCAGGACAAAACAGAACAAGGUCAAGUCAUCACUAUGCUUGGCAUGAUGGCGAAUUUGAUGAUGAUAUAAGUGAACCAUCAGAUGACUUCGCUCAUUUGAAUAUUCGUAAUCACCUUCAGCAAAGUAAUCUUCGUGUGCGGCUGAUUGAAGAGGGCAGCGCCAUACAACGUGCCAAAAUGUUCCUUAAGAAACAGAAGAAAACACUCAACAAUAGGCAGUCAAAACUACAAAAUGCCAAGCAGGAAUGGCGAAGGGAUGUUCGCAAUCAGUACGUCGCUGGCUUGUCCCCGAGUAGUGCAUCAAUGCUUGAUGAUGUCAAACUUAGCUUAGAAAGGGAAGCUAUUGAGCUGGAUAAAGCUGUUAUUAAUGUAACAGCCGGUCGCAGACUGGUCCGGGAAAAAGAGCAAAAAUUAAAGCAGUUACAAGAGUCUCUUAUCGAUGUGAGUUCAGAUAGUGACUUAAGUGAUGUGACGUACCAUAGGCAGAGGCAGCAUGUGCAUCAUGUUAGUCUCAGCGACUCCUCAGAUGAUGAUGAAGAGGAGGAUGGCGAGGAUUUUAAAACACCCUUGUACAGGCCAGGUGUCAAUAAACCACCUCUUUCAGUGAAAGAUGGUAUGAGCUCUAAGAGUGACCAGGCAUCAGACAUCCUAAAGGGUAUUGAUACACUGCUUUCACAGAGGUCAACCAUGAAUGAAGCAGUGAUCGAACCAAUCACUUCCUCUCUUGAUAAAGUCAACAAACAGUUAACGGAUGUCAUGGGUCUUUUACAAAAACAACUUCCACAAGGUAGUGCCAUUCCAAAUGGAGCACUGGAUCCAACUGGCAAUGACGUCCAGCCCCAGCAAGCACCUCACCAACCUCCACCCUUUCAACCAUCACUGAAUGGCACGUAUACACCUUAUGAUGCAACCCCCUCUUAUGGUUACCAACCAGCGAAUAGAGUUCCUCUCUCCAGUCACUACUUUAAUCCAGAUUACACCAAUUCUUAUAGGAGAGGUGUUUCAACAGGGUUUUCUGUUUAUUCCUCAAUGAGAAAUUCACCAGCAUUCCGUGAACCACAAUCGGAAUCGGCUGACCAAGUACUGGAAAGGAAGUGGAGAAAAUAUUUUGGAGGUAACACAAGUUCUGUAAAACCUCUCACCACUGGUCUUUCAACUUCAACAGGGUCAAAGUUCAGAGGCUAUAUACCUGCCAGUGAACAGUUGCGGUCUUUUCGUGAGAGUGCAAGGCGCAAUACUGCAGACAUCGGUGGAUCAAGACUCGGUUCAGUUGAUGCCAUGAAGGACAUGCAAAGCAACUGGUUGAAUGAUCUGCCUAAAACCAGGGCUAUGCCAAUUGGUAGCACAAAUAACAGUAACACUGCCUCACACUUAGUUGAUAAUGAAGGCUUUGGAGCAAUGAGGCUAGAGCUGGAUGAGAAUAAUCAGAUACGGUUAAAACCUCGGUAGGAUUUAGCCUUCGCACUACAGUACUAAGAACAUUUGGAGAAUAAUUGCAUAUCAAAAAAAGCACCAGAGAAGUACAUGUCCAAUGAAAAUGGCAGUAAACAGCAUUAUGUCAUCGGAAGCAGUGAGCAGAAGACAUGACCGUAUUACAUGCAUGUUGAGACAUACAUAUGACAUGUUGUGAGGUUUGCAGUAUUUUGAUUUUGCUUGCCCAUCACAUAACAUUCUGAAUUUUCCCACGGUGCUUGCUUAUUUCUGAGUGAAUCCUGUGACCCCGACAUGUACAAAGAUUUUCAUACACGUACGAUGAGACAUACAGGUACAUAUGACAUGCAAGGUUUUUUAGUGUUUUGGUUUUGCUUGCAGUUUGUAGUAAAAGAUGUGUGUAACCAGUUGACAGGAAAUGGCAAGAAAAAAGUGCACAGUACUAUAUGCUAGGAAUUAAAUCAGCCACGAGGUAAACAUCAAGUAGAAAUACCCACUGUUUUUAUUGGCUAUGUUCUCACACGGCAGGUAACGGUUAGCAGUAUCCGGAUGCUGUUAACCGUUAGCUGCUGUCUGUCCAUGCGAGAAAAUCCCGAUCCGGAUACCAACAAUAUGAUGAUCGAAUCACUGACCAAUAAGAAACUGGAAAUUGUAAACGCGUAUGUGCGAUUGGUUGAUGAUAGAAACGCCAUCAAUUGCCAACCGUUAGCGUAUCUGAAUACCGCUAAAUCAUAAGGCGUUCUCACGCAGGUGCUAACGGUUAGCUCCCAAUCCGGAUACUAGGGCUCUCGUGAGAACCAGGCUAUACUGUCACUGUAAAAGCUCCCUGAGUUGACAUACCCACCACAAACAGCCUCACCUAUUUCUGUUUUAGUAAAUUACAUAUCUCAACAGAUAUAAUAAAAAUAUGCAAAUAAUUAAUACUUUUUAGGUUUUCUGUAUACUAAUAUGGUUAUAUAUUUUCCAAUACUCUUUCUGUAUUCUACAAUUUGUAUAAAGUUUACCAAAAAUAAAAAUAUAUACCUUGAGACUACAGGGUAUGCUAUUUAUAGUACACAACUCCCUCUAAUUGAAGACCCCUCUAAUGAAAGAACACCUGUCUUAUCUUUUUAAUAUUAUUUUUAAAAUUAAAGACUAAAAAUGCUAAAGACCAUGGAAAUCCUGUCCAAAAAGUGGUCUUUAAUUGGAGGGAAACCUGUAUUCGAUUUUUCAUGUUUAUAUUUGGUGAAUAUAGAUUUGUAUUACCAAGCAAACUUUGAAACGUCACCCAGAAAGAAGCCUUGAAUGAUUGUUAUAAAUGUAAAUAAUAAAUGUAGAAUGUAAACACUUCUCUGUACUUAAUUAUGUAAAUACUUAACUGCUAAAUUCCAUCCCUAUACAUUAUAUUAUUCCAUUUGAACAGUAACUUUUUUUUUAUGCAAGUGAACAUUUUGUAUAUGUAUGGUCUUGUCCCACAAACAUGGUAAUAAUUGUUAUUGAUUGUGGAAGGUUUUGAAAAGUGUUUUGAAUAAACUCAAAAUUUACUAUGA
Molecule: messenger RNA, 5967 nt
Organism: Anneissia japonica
Lineage: Eukaryota; Metazoa; Echinodermata; Crinoidea; Comatulida; Comatulidae
Product: centrosomal protein of 164 kDa-like
Exons: 28
Coding region: 164-4456 (1430 amino acids)
Molecular function (GO): protein binding
Source: RefSeq, a predicted model, not a curated record